Topomyia yanbarensis is the source of this 1701-nucleotide messenger RNA. RefSeq names its product ficolin-2-like. The coding region runs from base 81 to 1163 and encodes 360 amino acids. The record is from RefSeq and is a predicted model, not a curated record. Lineage: Eukaryota; Metazoa; Arthropoda; Insecta; Diptera; Culicidae. The transcript has 5 exons.
AUUCAGUUUUGUUUCAAUGGUGAAAGUGAUCUCAUCAGUGGUGUAUUUUUUUCCGAACUCGUAUCCAUUAUAACAGGGGAAUGGCAAAACACACACAACUCCUUUCGUUAGUAAUAGCCUUUAUCCUUUUUGUGCAUCAUGGGGCUUACGGACAGUCUUGUCAAAAUUCUACCAAAACGGGUUUUAAUGCCAUCAGAGAACAGAUCAACCUGUUGGAAAAUGAAAUCGGUAUAUUGAGCGACAUUAUGCAAAGCGCGGCAUGGUCGAUAGUCAACUUGAAGGCAUCUUUAGGCCGAAUCAAAUUCACAAUGGAUACGACAGUCGGUGGAGGAGUGUCAAACGAAACGCAAGAUUGCAGUAAUGAAUGCGGUGGAACAGGCUGUAACCCAAGCUGUAUAAAUAUGAACAUGGCUGAUCUUUUGGCGCAAUAUUUCAAUGAACACAAGGUUGUCGAAAUAAAGUUCUUAAAUGGAAGCUCGAUUGUCAGUGGAUGCAAUGGCACUAUCGACCAUGAAGUACCACCAGCAGGUCGCAUGAUUAAAUCUUGCCAAGAAGCACACAAAACUGGAACAUAUAUUCUCAACCUUAACGGAAAUGAAAAUGAUAGUUUUUCCGUGCAUUGCGAUGCCGAUUAUGAAGGAGGAGGUUGGGCCGUUAUACAACACCGAUUCGUUGGAACAAUGGAUUUCUAUCGUAACUGGACUGAUUACAAAGAAGGAUUCGGUGAAUUAGAAGGUGAAUUUUGGCUGGGCAAUGACAAAAUUCAUCAGUUGACCAAGGACCAGCCUCGUGAGAUACACUUCCUUUUGACGGAUUGGGAUGACAGAACGGCCAUAGCGAAAUAUACAUCUUUUCAAAUAGGAAGUGAGGUUGAAAAAUAUGUUCUCAAGAGUAUUGGAUAUUAUAGCGGGACCGCCGGAGAUUCCUUUACGGCGCAUUUAAAUUCAAAGUUCUCAACCCCAGAUCAGGACAACGAUUUGAAGAACGUAAACUGUGCAAACUUAUACCAUGGUGCAUGGUGGUAUGCAGCGUGUCAUCUUUCCAACCUAAAUGGAAAAUAUGUGAGAGGGACAGUCAGUGAAUAUGCUACCUCUAUGGGCUGGUACACCUUCAUGGGACAUUAUUACGGGUUGAAGUCCUCCAAAAUCAUGGUUCGGAUCUAGAAGUAGCAGCCAUAAUAAUUAAUUCAAAUCUGCUACAAUCAAAACCGUAUUUCGCUGACAAUUGGAUAUUUCGAGCUGUUUAUAUUUUUUUAAAGAACGAUUUCGACAAAUACAAUAACUUCAUGCCACAAUAAUAAGUUUAUAUUGAUUCUGUUUAUUUGAAACGAUUUCUUUUGCUUUUUAAAAUUCUUAAAAAUCAGAGUAUACAGCGGUAACUGAUGCCAACUUGGUUUAAGUUAGACGAUAAAUCCAAACUAUCAUCAAAUUGGUACGAGUUAGACACUAAAUCUAAACACUUCACACAACAUAUCGUCGAUGUUGUGCUAUCUUAUGACAAACGCCAUUUUGGGGUAAACUGAGUUAGAUAUGCCACAAUACUUAUCUAAAAAUCUCUACAAAGUAGCGUUUUCUGAAUUUUGCAAUUUUGUUUGAUUACUGAGAUAUAGCGAAAAACGUACUGAGAAAUUUUUAAUUGUUUGCUUCAAAUGACUGUGUCUGGGGAUCGGCUCAAAUUAUCGUGAUGCAUAAAAUGUUUUUG